AAAUAAUUAAAAAGAGUCACAGCAAAAAAAAAAAAAGAAACAAAGGGAGUGAAAAUAAAAGAGUUAGAGAGAGUUUGUGUUUGGUGAAAGAAGAAAAUAAAUAAAUUAGUAAAAGUUUUAGACAACUAUUGCCUGAUUUGGUGUGUGUGUGUGUGUUUGUGUGUGUAAUUGAUGUUCCUCGUUCCUAGCGUUUAUUAACUAUUAAUUAACCUUUGCGGUCAACUAGUUAAAACCCCGUUCAAUGCCAAUAGAAGCCAAUGGAAAUGAUGACGAUGAGGGACAUCAGCAAGAACCACAAAGUAUAUCAUCAGCAGAAAAGCAUAAGACUAAAUCCAAAGAGAAGGCACCUAAAUCACCGAUGACAAACUAUCAUCAACUUUUCCGCUAUGCUCGUGCAUCGGAUUAUUGUCUACUUAUUCUUGGCAUCAUAUCGGCGAUACUGCAAUCCCUAGUCUAUCCCAUUGCCAUAGUGGUAUAUAGCGAAUUGGUGGCCAUGUUCAUUGAUCGCACCCUGGGCACAGGUACCAGUUCCAGUACAGUUGCUUUACCCCUAUUUGGUGGCGGCAAAAUAUUAACUAAUGCCAGCUAUGAGGAGAAUAUGCAGGAAUUGCGCAAAGAUAGUGUCUCAUUUGGUAUACUAUUAACAUUGGAUUCCAUAUUAAUGUUAGUAUCGGGUAUUGCCUAUGUGGAUAUCUUUAAUCGUCUGGCCCUACGGAUCACAGUGCGCAUGAGAAGGGAAUUUUUCAAGUCAACUUUAAGUCAGGAAAUCGGUUGGCAUGAUAUGUCCAAAGAUCAGAAUUUCGCUGUACGAAUAACUGAUAAUAUGGAGAAAAUUCGAAGUGGCAUUGCCGAAAAUUUGGGGCAUUAUAUUGAAAUUUUAUGCGAAGUGGUGCUAUCUGUCGUUUUAUCCUUUGUCUAUGGCUGGAAAUUGGCUUUAUCCAUAAUUGCCUAUAUACCCUUAACCAUGAUUGUUAACGCUGUGGUGGCUCAUUACCAAGGCAAAUUGACAACUCGCGAACAAAGUUCCUACGUGAGAGCCAGCUCAGUGGUCGAGGAGGUAAUCGGUGCCAUUCGAACUGUAGUGGCAUUUGGUGGCGAACAAUCGGAAUCCCAGCGUUAUGAUAACCUUUUGCAACCAGCUCUCAAGGCUGGCAAAUGGAAGGGGGUCUUCUCUGGUCUCAGUGAUACAGUAAUGAAGGCCAUGAUGUUUAUAGCCGGUGCUGGAGCCUUUUGGUAUGGUGCCAAUUUGAUAUUAUUCUAUCGCAAUAGUGAUCUACCCAUUGAGGAGAGGGAAUAUACUCCAGCUGUGGUUAUGAUUGUCAUAUCGGGAAUUAUUGUGAGUGCCAAUCAAUUGUCACGCACUUCGCCAUUCCUUGAGACAUUUGCCAUGGCUCGUGGUUCGGCAUCGGCCAUUUAUGAUGUAAUUGAUCGUGUAUCGCUCAUUGAUCCUUUAUCGAAGGCUGGUAAAAUUUUGAAUUAUGGCUUAAAAGGGAAUAUUGAAUUCCGUGAUGUAUUCUUUCGCUAUCCGGCCCGGGAGGAUGUCAUCGUGUUGAGGGGCUUAAAUAUCACAGUCAAAGAGGGACAUACAGUGGCUCUGGUCGGCUCAUCGGGAUGCGGAAAAUCCACUUGUUUGCAAUUAUUGCAACGCUUCUAUGAUCCGGUGUUUGGACAAGUUUUCUUAGAUGGUGAAGAUGUAAAAAAGUAUAAUUUAAAUUGGUUAAGAUCAAAUAUGGCUGUUGUGGGUCAGGAACCAGUUCUAUUUCUAGGUACCAUAGGUGAAAAUAUACGGCAUGGCAAGCCAGAUGCAACCUAUAAAGAAAUGGAAGAUGCCGCCAAGGCAGCCAAUGCCCAUGACUUUAUCAUAUCACUAAAUAAGGGCUAUGACACUGACAUAAGUGAGAAGGGUGUCCAGUUGUCGGGAGGACAGCGUCAGAGGAUUGCCAUUGCUCGUGCCCUAAUACAAAAGCCAAAGAUUCUGCUACUCGAUGAGGCUACCUCGGCCUUGGAUUAUCAUUCUGAGAAAUUGGUACAAUCCGCUUUGGAUAAGGCCUGUAAGGGACGCACCACUUUGGUGGUCUCCCAUCGUCUAUCGGCCAUUAGAUAUGCCGAUCGUAUUAUCUAUAUAGAACAUGGCAAAUGUGUCGAACAGGGAACGCACGAGGAACUAAUGAAGUUACAAGGAUUUUAUUAUAAAAUGGUUACCGUACACUCCUACGAUGAUCAGGCCGAGGAAAUGCUGAGUGAACUCGAGGAAGAGAAGGAACGCAAGUUAUCUUUGGAUGAUCCUGAAAAAUACACAAGGAAUCAUUCAAUAGUCUCUCUGGGAAAGAAUACCGAAUUUCAAAUGAAACAUUUAAAUGGUUUUAAUGGCCAACUAAGUGAAAUUCAGAAGCAAUUGGAAAAAGAGAAGAACGAGAAACCAUCAGCCAAUUAUAUCAAGACAUUCUUUCGGGUUUUGUCUUGGGCACGUCCAGAAUGGAGUUUCCUGAUCAUCGGUGCCAUAUGUGCUGGCUUGUAUGGCAUCACAAUGCCAGCGUUUUCCAUAGUCUUGGCCGAAUUAUAUGGCUCACUGGCACAGCCCACCGAUGAAGAGGUACUGGAUCAAAGUGCCACCAUGUCCAUAAUAUCCCUGGUGAUUGGUAUAUGUGCGGGUAUAGUUUGUUUCAUACAAACAUAUUUCUUCAAUUUGGCUGGCGUUUGGCUGACCAUGAGAAUGCGAUCGAAAACCUUUGGUGCCAUAAUGCAACAGGAAAUGGGCUGGUUUGAUGAGAAGGAGAAUAGUAUUGGUGCCCUAUCGGCUCGUCUGGCGGGUGAUGCGGCUAGUGUCCAGGGUGCCAUUGGCUUUCCAUUGAGUAAUAUAUUGCAAGCCUUCACCAAUUUCAUUUGCAGUAUUUCCAUUGCUUUUCCCUAUUCUUGGGAAUUGGCAUUGAUUUGCCUCAGCACUUCACCCUUUAUGAUUGCUUCGAUUGUUUUUGAGGCAAGAUUUGGUGAAAAGUCGGCAUUGAAGGAGAAAGCUGUUCUAGAGGAAACAAGUCGCAUAGCGACCGAAACUAUAACUCAAAUAAGAACAGUAGCUGGUCUGAGACGAGAAGAGGCUUUAAUUAAGAUCUAUGAUCAAGAAGUAGAUAGAUAUGAGAAACAAAUAUUGACUCGCCUGAAAUGGCGAGGUGUAGUCAAUUCUUUGGGCAAAACCCUAAUGUUCUUUGGCUAUGCAGUCACCUUGACCUAUGGCGGACAUAUGUGUGCCGAUGGGAAAAUCAAAUUUGAGACCAUUAUGAAAAUAUCCAAUACCAUGUUGUAUGGUCUCUUCAUAUUGGCUCAAUCUCUGGCUUUUACACCCGCCUUCAAUGCGGCUCUAUUAUCGGCUAAUCGCAUGUAUGAGAUAAUAGAUCGAAGUCCUUCAAUACAAUCGCCAAAGGGCAAAGAAAUAAUCAAUGGGAAUGUCAUCAGAACAAAUAAGACAAAUGUUGUCGAUCAAGGUGUCAGUUAUCGUGAACUGAAUUUCUCAUAUCCCUCACGUCCCCAUCUACGGGUAUUGGAUAAUUUUAAUUUGGAUGUGCUGCAAGGACAGACAGUGGCUCUAGUGGGAGCUUCGGGUUCUGGCAAAUCUACAUGUGUUCAGUUGCUAAUGCGUUACUAUGAUCCCAAUGCUGGACAGAUUCUUAUUGAUCAGGAAAGUAUCCAUCACGAUAUGGGCUUGAAAUCAUUACGUCGACGUCUGGGCAUAGUCUCACAGGAGCCUUCGCUUUUUGAGAAAACAAUUGCCGAAAAUAUAGCCUACGGGGAUAAUUCACGCGAAGUGCCAAUGCAACAGAUAAUGGAGGCAGCUAAAAUGGCCAAUGCCCAUGAUUUUAUCAUGACUUUACCUGCUCAAUAUGAGACUGUUUUGGGAUCAAAGGGUACACAAUUGUCCGGAGGACAAAAACAACGUAUUGCCAUAGCCAGAGCUAUGGUAAGAAAUCCAAAAAUUCUUCUACUAGAUGAAGCCACUUCGGCCCUCGACUUUCAAAGUGAAAGGGUGGUUCAACAAGCCUUGGAUUCAGCCUGUUCGGGCCGUACUUGUAUUGUGAUUGCCCAUCGCUUGUCGACAGUACAGAAUGCCAAUAUUAUAUGUGUCCUACAAGCUGGUCGCAUUGUUGAGCAGGGUUCGCACUCUCAGCUUUUGUCUAAAAAUGGAAUCUAUGCCAAAUUAUAUCGUAGUCAAACCAAAACCACAUAAAAAACAGAAAGUGAACAAAAUUAUUAAAGCCAAGACACAAACCUUUAAGCCCUAUGCAUGAUAUACAAUUUUUACAUAAUUCAGACAAUAAAAAUAAAUGUUAAAACAAUGAAAUUAAAGAAUUUGUUAUCAUAAAUAGAUAGAUUAAGAUAGUGGAUA
This is a messenger RNA of Drosophila willistoni, 4378 nucleotides long. RefSeq names its product multidrug resistance protein homolog 65. The transcript has 10 exons. NCBI's taxonomy places the organism in Eukaryota, Metazoa, Arthropoda, Insecta, Diptera, Drosophilidae. The record is from RefSeq and is a predicted model, not a curated record. The coding region runs from base 242 to 4219 and encodes 1325 amino acids. Gene Ontology annotation, molecular function: ATP binding; ABC-type transporter activity; ATP hydrolysis activity. Gene Ontology annotation, biological process: transmembrane transport. Gene Ontology annotation, cellular component: membrane.